UUUCUUAAAAUUAAAUAUAGAAAAGUUAAAAGAAUGAUAACAGUAUUUUUUAAAAAAUGUCGUUCUUCUUUAUAUAAAAAAACAUACUACUCCGCCUUAAUCUAUAUUUUAUUAAGAAUUUCAGAAUUUCAUAGUAUAAAUAUAAGAUGGAAACAAUCGCAUACAGCAAUUCAUCGUAAAAAACAAAAUAUUGAGAAACAAAAGAGAUUGAAAGAAGAACGCUCUUCUAAGAUAUGUAGUUCGACUAUUGGUUUUCCUACAGAAUUUACACGCUCUAUUUUGUACCCACAUCAUUUUUUUUCGUCAGAAGCAAUUUCUGGUAUUAAUCAAGCAAAUUUUUUCUUUUCAGAUACAGAAUUAAAUAAGCUUUUUAAAUUGUCUAAGGAGGCUAGCCUUCGUCGUGUUGGUCUUUCAUCCUCAGUUAUUAAUAAAAGUUGUUUAGAAGAAUUAAAAAAAAAAGCAUCUGAAUAUAUUGAGAUUGAUGAAAAUACAGAAAAUAUUGAAGCACUGUUAGAAAUUUUAUCUAAGAAUGGGAAGAUUAAAGAAUUUUUUGAUUUGGAAAAGGAAAAAAAUGAAGAAAGUAUCAUUGUUAAACUAGUAUCCAUUUGUAAAACUCAAAAAAUAUUUGAGCAAGAGAAAAAAAAAGAAGAUGUAAUGAGACGACUUAUGGAUUUAAAGAAUAGCAAUAGUAAGGCAAUACAGCUUCUAAAUAUUACUAUGGCUAUUCAGAAAUUUAGACAACACGAAUUAGAUACGGGAUCACCUGAAGUGCAAGCUGCAGUAUUUACUGUUCGAAUUCACUAUAUAAAUUUUCAUCUCUCGUUUCAUUAUAAAGAUAAAAACAGUCUUAAAUCUUUAAGACAUUUAGUGCACAAGCGUCAAGCAAUUCUUAAAUAUUUACGUAGAAAAGAUUAUGACAGAUAUUUUUCUUGUAUUAAAAAACUUGGUCUAACUGAUAAUGCAGUAUUAAAUGAAAUUACGAUAUAA
This is a messenger RNA of Pneumocystis murina B123, 987 nucleotides long. RefSeq names its product ribosomal protein S15. Gene Ontology annotation, biological process: translation. Gene Ontology annotation, cellular component: ribosome. The coding region runs from base 34 to 987 and encodes 317 amino acids. Gene Ontology annotation, molecular function: structural constituent of ribosome. The record is from RefSeq and is a predicted model, not a curated record. Lineage: Eukaryota; Fungi; Ascomycota; Pneumocystomycetes; Pneumocystales; Pneumocystaceae. The transcript is spliced from 2 exons.